Molecule: messenger RNA, 2855 nt
Organism: Zalophus californianus (California sea lion)
Lineage: Eukaryota; Metazoa; Chordata; Mammalia; Carnivora; Otariidae
Gene: RLIM
Product: ring finger protein, LIM domain interacting
Exons: 4
Coding region: 217-2094 (625 amino acids)
Biological process (GO): protein ubiquitination; ubiquitin-dependent protein catabolic process; random inactivation of X chromosome
Cellular component (GO): cytoplasm; nucleoplasm
Molecular function (GO): ubiquitin protein ligase activity
Source: RefSeq, a predicted model, not a curated record
GCUUGGUAACAAUGGGGAAGAUAAUGGCUGCCUGAGCAACGUCUCCGAGCAGGCGCUGGGCUAGAGGCGGGUCUCAACCAGCGACUCAUCGGAGGCGGGCUUGAGAGCAGCGGCAGGGGAGGCGCGCAGGAGCCUCGGCGGCGGCGGCGGCGGCGGCCGAACCGACAGAGUCGGACCCGACACUAAAACCGAAUAAUUUUCCACUUGUUCAUCAAGAUGGAAAGCUCAGAUUCUAACGAUAAAGGAAGUGGUGAUCAGUCUGCAGCACAGCGCAGAAGUCAGAUGGACCGAUUGGAUCGGGAAGAAGCUUUCUAUCAAUUUGUAAAUAACCUGAGUGAAGAAGAUUAUAGACUUAUGAGGGAUAACAAUUUGCUAGGCACCCCAGGUGAAAGUACUGAGGAAGAGUUGCUGAGAAGACUACAGCAAAUUAAAGAGGGCCCACCACCACAAAACUCAGAUGAAAACAGAGGUGGAGACUCUUCAGAUGAUGUGUCUAAUGGUGACUCUAUAAUAGACUGGCUUAACUCUGUCAGACAAACUGGAAAUACAACAAGAAGUGGGCAAAGAGGAAACCAAUCUUGGAGAGCAGUGAGCCGGACUAAUCCAAACAGUGGUGAUUUCAGAUUCAGUUUAGAGAUCAAUGUUAACCGUAAUAAUGGGAGCCAAAAUUCAGAGAAUGAAAAUGAGCCAUCUGCAAGACGUUCUGGUGGAGAAAAUACAGACAACAACAGCCAAAGGCAAGUGGAAAAUCCACGAUCUGAAUCAACAUCUGCAAGGCCAUCCAGAUCAGAACGAAAUUCAACGGAAGCAUUAACGGGAGAAGUCGCACCUACCAGAGGUCAGAGAAGGGCAAGAAGCAGGAGCCCAGACCAUCGGAGAACCCGCGCGAGAGCUGAAAGAAGUAGGUCACCUCUGCAUCCGAUGAGUGAAAUUCCACGAAGAUCUCAUCAUAGUAUCUCAUCUCAGACUUUCGAGCAUCCUUUAGUAAAUGAGACGGAGGGAAGUUCUAGAACCCGGCACCAUGUGACAUUGAGACAGCAAAUAAGUGGACCCGAUUUGCUGAGUAGAGGUCUUUUUGCAGCUUCUGGAACAAGAAAUGCCUCACAAGGAGCAGGUUCUUCAGACACAACCAGCAGUGGUGAAUCUACAGGAUCAGGACAGAGACCUCCAACCAUAGUCCUUGAUCUUCAAGUAAGAAGAGUCCGUCCUGGAGAAUACCGGCAGAGAGAUAGCAUAGCUAGCAGAACUCGGUCGAGGUCUCAGACGCCAAACAAUACUGUCACUUAUGAAAGUGAACGAGGAGGUUUUAGGCGUACGUUUUCACGUUCCGAACGGGCAGGUGUGAGAACCUAUGUCAGUACCAUCAGAAUUCCGAUUCGUAGAAUCUUAAAUACCGGUUUAAGUGAGACUACAUCUGUUGCAAUUCAGACCAUGUUAAGGCAGAUAAUGACAGGUUUUGGUGAGUUAAGCUACUUUAUGUACAGUGAUAGUGAUUCCGAGCCUAGUGGCUCAGUCUCGAGUCGAAAUGUGGAAAGGGCAGAGUCACGGAAUGGAAGAGGGAGUUCUGGUGGUGGUAGCAGUUCUGGUUCCAGUUCGAGUUCCAGUUCCAGUUCGAGUUCCAGUUCCAGUUCUAGUUCCAGUUCCAGUCCUAGUUCCAGUUCCAGUGGUGAAAGUUCAGAGACUAGCUCAGAGGUGUUUGAAGGCAGUAAUGAAGGAAGCUCAUCAUCAGGCUCAUCAGGUGCCAGACGAGAGGGUCGACACAGGGCCCCGGUAACCUUUGAUGAAAGUGGCUCUUUGCCCUUCCUUAGUCUGGCUCAGUUUUUCCUCUUAAAUGAGGAUGAUGAUGACCAACCUAGAGGACUUACCAAAGAACAGAUUGACAACUUGGCCAUGAGAAGUUUUGGUGAAAACGAUGCAUUAAAAACCUGUAGUGUUUGCAUUACAGAAUAUACAGAAGGCAACAAACUUCGUAAACUACCUUGUUCCCAUGAGUACCAUGUCCACUGCAUCGAUCGCUGGCUAUCUGAGAAUUCUACUUGUCCUAUUUGUCGCAGAGCAGUCCUAGCUUCUGGUAACAGAGAAAGCGUUGUGUAAUUAAGUUCUGAACUCUCAGCUACGUAGCUGGUAUAGUGAUGGGCAAACAGGAAUCACUUGCUUUAUGCCCACUUUUUGAGUGGUGCUUAAAUGUAAAGUAGCAACCUGAAUUGAGUCAUUGCUUUCUGAGUGAAUCAUUGUCCUUUUUCCAAUUUCUGUUCCAGAAUAAAAGGAAAUAUUUAAAAAGCAAUGUUUUAGGACAUAAAAAUCUGAUUUCAGUACCAGUAAUUGAUAUUACUGAUGAUUUGUCAUAUACGCUUAUCAGUUUCUCCUUUGUUAUCUUAAAAGAUUUGCCUUAGCAAUGGCUCUUUAUCCGUUUCACGUUGAUCUUUAACGUUUCCCAUGCCAUAGGAGAGAAGGGCAAAGGAAAUUCCCAGUUUAGACUAAGUUACAGUACAUGUUUCAUAAGUGAUUGCUUAAAGCUCUACCAUUCCCAGUUCUUAGUUGGCACAAAUUCAGCUACAUGCUGAAUAUCAUUUGUUCACCUUUCAGAUGAGGUGAUAUUGGACGUCAGUGUAAAUAACACUAAGGUUAGGAUCUUCUAAGUGUAUAACUGUCUCCUAAGCCCAUCACUGUGGCACACUGUAGAGUGAGCUUAUAGUUUAAUUGAGAUAUUUAUCUUGUGGAAAUAUUAAAAAAGCCUAUGCUUGUGUAAGUGAAAAAAAUCACAUUCAUUUGUUUAAAAAUGUAAAGCUAUUUUGUAGAGGCUCAGUACUUUUCCAAUGCACUGUUGUAUUAAUGCAUUAAAAAUUGUAAAGUAC